GUAGUGCCCUGUUUUUACUAGAACCAAAACACCGAGUGUGAUAAAGGGCUAAGAUCAUUCUACACCUGGGCUAGCGCAUCUGAAACUCUUAAAGGAAAUACUUUUAUUUUUAUGUUGGGUUUUUUUUGUAAGUUUUAUGUGAAUUGAUUUUCCACUCAGAUGAAUUAAAGGCGAGAUGGAACUGUAGGAGGUGCAAUGCGAACGGACACAAUCGUGUACGGACACUGUGGUUACCAUGACGACAGACAAAGCAAAUAAUGGACAGAAGAAGCAGGUCUGUGAGCAGCAACAGGAAGAUGGAGAGGCUGGAGUGCAAGAGCCUGACCCUAUUGAGCCCCAUCAGGAUGGACCCUCCAGCUCACCUCUGACUCCUGGAGGCUCAGAGGAGGGACAGCAGCCGAAACUACGCCAGCACACCCCAGGUGGCCGCGGCCUCUCGCGCCUGUUCUCCUCUUUCCUGAAGCGCCACUCACAGUGCUCAGAUGAUGAGGGGGCAAAGGUAGAAAGAGGCCAAGAGAAAGAAAGCCACUUGGAUCCCAAAGCUCCCAUCGCAGACCCGGAACCCGAGCUACGCAAUGAAGGAGAUGCAGCACUAGACCUGCACUCCAUUAGCAGUUCUGAGAACCAGGUCAGAGUGGACCAAAAAGACACCACAGAGGGUGAUGAAUUGAAGGUGGAGAAACGGGGAACGAAAGAAAAAAAGCACAAGAAAGAAGAGAUGAAUAAAAACAGAGACAAGAAAAUAGAGAAAGCAAAAAGUGCAGAGAAAAAAGAAAAGAAAGAGAAGAGGAACAAGGACAAGAUAAAGAAUGAAGAAGGAAAGAAAGAGAAGGAGAAUGAAAUUGAAGAAGAUAAAGAUGUAGGGGAGCAGCCCAAGCCUGGGGAAGAGGAGACAGAAGCAGCAGGAGCAGAGAAAAUGGAGGGAGACGGAGAACGCAGGAGAAAGGGGAAGAGUGCUGAGGAAGAAGUAAAGGCCCUUAAAGGUCAGCGUAGACCCAGGAUCUUGUACUGCAGAGUCACACUGCUGGAUGAUACACUGUUUGAGUGUGAACUGGAUAAACACGCUAAAGGCCAGGAGCUGUUUGCGAAAGUAUGUGAGCACCUGAACCUGCUGGAAAAGGACUAUUACGGCCUCGCUGUGUGGGAGACUCCAGCCGUUAAGACAUGGCUUGACUUCACAAAGGAGAUUCGAAGGCAAGUGCCAGGAAUCAACUACGAUUUUACAUUCAAUGUGAAGUUUUACCCGCCUGAUCCAGCCCAGUUAUCUGAAGACAUCACCAGGUACUAUGUGUGUCUCCAGCUGCGCAAAGACAUCAUGAGUGGCCGUUUGCCUUGCUCUUUUGUCACUCUAACCCUGCUGGGCUCUUACGCACUGCAGUCCGAACUGGGCGAGUAUGACCCCGAGGUCCAUGGCACAGACUACGCCAAAGAGCUCAGACUCAUCCCAAGCCAGACAAAGGAACUAGAGGACAAAGUCAUGGAGCUCCAUCGCACAUACAGAUCCAUGAGUCCUGCUCAAGCUGACAUGAUGUUCCUGGAGAACGCUAAAAAGCUUUCGAUGUACGGUGUAGAUCUGCACCAGGCUAAGGAUCUGAAUGGGGUGGACAUCAUGCUGGGUGUCUGCUCCAGUGGUCUCCUGGUUUAUAAAGACAAGCUGAGGAUUAAUCGUUUUCCAUGGCCAAAAGUGCUGAAAGUCUCCUACAAACGUAGCAGCUUCUUCAUCAAGAUACGGCCAUCUGAGCUGGAACAUUAUGAGAGUGCCAUUGGCUUCAAGCUGCCCAAUUACAAAGCUUCUAAGAAGCUUUGGAAAGUGUGUGUAGAACACCACACCUUUUUCAGGUUGACGUCGACUGAAGCUGCCACCACACCCAGAAAGCUCCUGGCUCUGGGCUCCAAGUUCAGGUACAGUGGGCGUACUCAGGCUCAAACACGCCAGGCUAGCUCCAUGAUCAACCGCCCUGCACCCCACUUCAAGCGCUUUGCCAGUAAGACGGCCUCUCACAGCUUAGACGGAGCCAUGGUGCCAACCUUAAAUAAGACAGCACGUCCUGUCAGUGCACCAAUCAUGUCUCCUGUCUCCAUUGGCGAUACAGCUCCUUCUCCCACAGUGACAUCAGCCGUACAGGUGGCGCACAAAGACUUGGUGACGCCCACAAGUCCACCGUCUCCCUCAGGACAGAACAAGGUUGAGGUAAAGGCAGAGAGCUGUGUGACUGGGAGCUUCAAAAUGCAAAGUGUUGCACUUGAGGACACAUCUGAGAUCAAGAUGGUAGUCCGGCGUGAGUGGCGGCACCGUGAUGCCCUGGCAGUGACGACCACUAACGGGGGAAAAACGAGUCAGCCCCCACAAGUGAUGGUGCGAAUGCGCAAGAAAAGAGCUAAGAAAAUCGAGGGUGAAACGCUCUAUACCAGACAUAGCAAUUUAAUGUUGGAGGAUCUGGAUAAGACUCAAUCAGGGAUUAUGCGUCACCACAGCAGUAUCAGCGAGCUCAAGCGCAGCUUCAUGGCAUCCGUCCCAGAGCCGCGGCCCAGCGAGUGGGACAAGCGCCUGUCCACACACUCGCCUUUCCGCACAGCCAACAUCAAUGGCCAGAUGCAGCCUGAUGUGACUCCUGUAGUGAAGACUCACACAAUCACCGUUUCUGAUGUGACCAACUCCCCGAGCAGUGAAACUGCCACCAAGGAGGGUCCGAUAGUGCAUACUGAGACUAAGACCAUUACAUAUGCAUCUGCUCAACCUGAUGAGAACGUAGGGAUGCUGCUCAAUGCACAAACCAUAACCUCAGACACUUUGAGCACCACAACCACGACGCAGAUCACAAAGAGGGUGAAAGGAGGAAUCUCAGAAACCCGAAUCGAAAAGAGGAUUGUGAUCACUGGCGACUCUGAAAUUGACCACGAUAAGGCUUUGGCUCAGGCAAUAAAGGAAGCAAAGGAACAGCACCCAGACAUGUCUGUUACUAAAGUAGUAGUGCAUCAGGAAACCGAGAUCACCCCAGAGUAAAAUCUACCCCCUAAAACACAUACAGAAAUCCAUCCCUGAUUCACAUACUCACCAGACUGCAUGCCGAAGCUCCAGACUGCUUCUGCGGCCUCUCCCUCUGUCAGGAUGGCAGGAUGAACACUACUGAUCACACGUUUCCUGGAUGUUCCAGUAGAUUCAUCACCUAUAGCAUAAUUUUUCUGUAGCACCUCUCUCUCUCUCUCUCUCUCUCUCUCUCUCUCUCUCUCUCUCUCUCUCUCUCUCUCUCUCUCUCUCUCUCUCGAUGUCCAUAUUGUAACUGUUAUUGUUCAUGUCAGAUUGUUCUAGCAAAGCAAAGAAAGACAUGACUUGUAAUGAAAUUUUAAAUGUAGAUUUUAGUGGGUUUGAUAAACAGUAGGUUUUUAAGACUUUUUUUAAACUUUUAAAAAAACAAUUAUACUGUGGAGUUUUGGGUUCUUCACACGGGACAAAGGAGCAACAGCAUCGGAAAUAUAUUUUGUUUCUUUGUCUUCUUUUAAAGAAUAUUAAUUAUUGUGAACAAGUUCAUCGCCUUCUUCUUCCUCUUAAUAACUAUUAGCAUUAUGAUGUCUUCUCUUUUAGAUUUUUCUUCACUUGAAUUCUUUUGUCGCAAAUGGAGUUGUUGUUUAUUAUUAUACGAAGGGCUGAAGGGUGCAGACAAACGGUGAAUCUGUAUUCUAGUUUUCGGUGUAUUUUCAGUUGUUAAGUUGUGUGUGAACUCACCAUUUUAGAUUGCCUGCUCUUUUACAUGCAGGUUUUAUGUAGUCUAGGUUGUAUUUUAUCCCUCCUGACCAGCAAGUGCAGUGAACAUCACCUGGUUAGAUUCUUGUGCAUGUGCACAGACACACUGAGACCUUCCAACAGUGAGGUAUGAUGUAGUGUUUGCUAUAAUUAUCAUCAUCGUACAGUCAUCUUUCAAUAUCUUCAUGUCUUGUCGACUUUGGACCACAACGUCUAUAGAGCUAUCUGAUUAACAGCUUGUGACUAUGUUCAGCGAUACAGGUCCCUUAGACCUGCGUGUAGACGCUGCAUGAACACAGAGUGCGGAAGCAAUUAUGAAUUUCUAGUGAGCUCAUAUGAUAUUGCUUUAUGUGUGGAAAAUAUGGGCAAUUUGUUUGCUAUUUUAUUUCUUGUACUGGAGAAAGCACUUCAAUUUACAGAUGUUUUGUCCCUCUGUUUGAGAGCUGGUUGAUGCCCCGCUCAUAACAGUGGGGCAUCUGGGCUCGGAGUUCAGGUGGCUCUCCAGUAAUUUGGUUCAUGUACAAACACAGGUAUCGUUGACACAGUGCAUGUUGUUGGCCUUGUACAAAGCAACCCCGCAAAAUCUAAACCCCUAAACAGUUCCCCACACCACUAAAGAGUCACACAGAUUCUGCCCAUUAAGGGCAGGGGCUGUUGAUGGGAUGCUUUACAGCUGAAAGUAUUGCCACUGCAGCAACUGCAUUAGAUCAGUGGUCCUGAUGGCCUUUUUGCAGGAGAAGAAUCUCCAGUUUCACUGUAGUCCGUAGACUUUGUCAGGUCUCAUGGCCCUGACAGUGUCAGACCGCAACAGACCCCUCUAACCCAAGAUGUUCAUUCCCUUUUGGACAGAGGAGCAAUCACAAAAGUAGACCCUAUUGUCCAGGGCAAGUGGGUCUACUCAGUGCUCUGUCUUAUUCAGAAUAAAGACAGUGGUUUUGUCCACUUCUUGAUUUGACAGGGCUUUCAAAUGUUAUUCAUGAUGUACAUCCACAGGACAUCUUUUCACAUUCCCAUGGCCAACAGAACUUAAGCAACAAAAGGUGCAUUUGAGGUUUGCCUUCCAAGGACAGGCACUCCAGUUCAGAGUUAUCAUUCAGAACGUGGAAGAAGAUUCCAGGGAAUGAUGGCUGUAUUAUAACAGUCUUUGUGUCUCUGUUGGGAAGUCUCAGCAUUGUUGCACUAGGGCUUGCAUGACUACUAAUUUUUACUAAUCAACCAGUAACUAAAAAAAAGGAUUUGAGUGCUAGACUGUUUUUUCCAUAGUUUAAGCAAAAAACUGCCAAAAGUGGCCAAAAGUAUGUGGACACCUGACCGCCACACCCAUGUGUUUCCUCUCCAAACGGUUACCAUAAAGUCUGAAGCACACAAUUGUAUAGACUGUGUCUGUACGCUGUAGCAUUAUAGUUUCCCUUCACAGGACCUAAGAUUCCCAAACCUGUUCCAGCAUGACACAAAGUGUACAAAGCGAGCUCCAUGAAGACAUGGUGUGUUAAGGUUGGAAGAAGUUAGAAGAACUCGAGUGUCCUGCACAGAGUCCUGACCUCAACCACACUGAACCCCAUUGGGAUGAACUGGAACUGGAGCCUCCUCGACAUCCCAACAUCAGCGCCUGACCUCAACCUCACUAAUGCUCCUGUAGCUGAAUGAACACAAAUCCCCACAGUAACGCCCCAAAAUCUAGAGGAAAGUCUUCCCAGAAGAAAGUGUGGAGCUUAUUAUAAUAAUCACAUAUGGGUGUGAUGGUCAGGGGUGCACAUACUUCUGGCCAAAUAGUGUAUUUUUACUUGUGCAUUAAAGAAUGUGUCAAAUUGUAUUUCAA
Molecule: messenger RNA, 5561 nt
Organism: Ictalurus punctatus (channel catfish)
Lineage: Eukaryota; Metazoa; Chordata; Actinopteri; Siluriformes; Ictaluridae
Gene: epb41a
Product: erythrocyte membrane protein band 4.1a
Exons: 22
Coding region: 236-3004 (922 amino acids)
Biological process (GO): cortical actin cytoskeleton organization
Cellular component (GO): plasma membrane; cytoskeleton
Molecular function (GO): structural molecule activity; actin binding
Source: RefSeq, a predicted model, not a curated record